This is a messenger RNA of Besnoitia besnoiti, 1470 nucleotides long. Its product is annotated as NADP-specific glutamate dehydrogenase. Lineage: Eukaryota; Apicomplexa; Conoidasida; Eucoccidiorida; Sarcocystidae. Bases 1 to 1470 code for a protein of 489 amino acids. Gene Ontology annotation, cellular component: cytosol. The record is from RefSeq and is a predicted model, not a curated record. Gene Ontology annotation, molecular function: L-glutamate dehydrogenase (NADP+) activity. The transcript has 7 exons.
AUGAUCACUGACAAGAAUCUGUACGUUGUCGCCCCACCGGAACUAGUGAACCCCGACUCGGAGGACUGUCCUUCCUGUAGGAUAUCACCAAGGUGUCAGUCCGAAGCCCGAGAGGUGGUGGACCCGGAAGAAAUCGAGGCUUUUGUCAAGCAUGUCGAAACUGUCAAUCGACACCAGCCUGAGUUCCUUCAGGCAUUCCAUGAAGUAUUCGACUCUGUCGAGCCAGUUCUUCGCUCGAACCCUAACUACCUCCGAGCUUUCAGAGUUAUCGUUGAGCCUGAGAGAUGCAUCACCUUCCGAGUUCCUUGGGUCGAUGACAAAGGAAAACAACACGUUUCCCGGGGCUAUCGGGUUCAGUACAGCUCGGCGGCAGGACCGUACAAAGGAGGCCUUCGAUUUCAUCCGUCAGUCACUCUGUCAGUGAUGAAAUUUCUCGGCUUCGAGCAAAUCUUCAAGAACAGUCUGACUGGCUUGUCAAUUGGUGGCGCCAAAGGCGGUUCUGACUUUGAUCCGAAGGGACGCAGCGACAAUGAAGUGAUGCGUUUCUGCCAAGCUUUCAUGACGGAGCUCAGCAGAUAUCUCGGUCCGAACCGUGAUGUGCCGGCCGGUGACAUCGGCGUUGGAGCUCGAGAAAUAGGUUACCUCUUCGGUCAAUACAAGCUCUUGAAAGCUGGCCAGUUUGAGGGGGCGAUUACGGGGAAAGACAAAAACUGGGGAGGCUCAGAAAUGCGGCCGGAGGCUACUGGAUACGGGUGCGUGUACUUUGUUCUCGAGCUCCUCAAGGCGCAGCAAAAGGAAGGCGUCAAAGGGAUGCGGUGUGCCAUCAGCGGCAGCGGGAACGUGGCGUUGUACGCAGGGUUGAAACUUGCGAGCUUGGGCGCGAUAGUCAUGACAUUCAGCGACAGUUCGGGAUAUAUUGUAAAUCAGAAUGGUUUUUCGCUAGAGCAAAUCAAGCAGCUGAAGGCUAUGAAGGAGGCAAACACAAGCUCACGAGUGUCGGAGUUCGCCACUAAGCAUUCCUCAGUCACGUUUGUGAAGGAGAAACGAGUGUGGGAGGUCCCCUGUGAGAUAGCCUUCCCAUGCGCCACGCAAAACGAAAUAUCUGAGAAAGACGCGAAGCGCUUGAUCUCGAACGGCUGCAAGAUCGUUGCCGAGGGAGCGAACAUGCCAACAACAAGAGAUGCAAGUAAACUGUUCAAGCAGCAUGGAGUAGUCCUCUGUCCUGGAAAAGCUGCCAAUGCAGGUGGCGUCGCUGUUAGCGGUCUCGAAAUGAGCCAAAAUGCCAUGCGGAUCGAGUGGACGAAGGAAGUCGUGAACGAGAAGCUUCAGCAAAUCAUGGCUUCGAUCUUUGAUAAGUGCCGCAGUUACGCAGCCGAGUUCGGCGAGAAUGAGUUUGAUUUAGUGAAGGGAGCAAAUAUCGCGGGCUUUGUCAAAGUUGCAGACUGUGUUAUCGACCAGGGAUACAUAUGA